Molecule: messenger RNA, 724 nt
Organism: Coffea eugenioides
Lineage: Eukaryota; Viridiplantae; Streptophyta; Magnoliopsida; Gentianales; Rubiaceae
Product: subtilisin-like protease SBT2.5
Exons: 2
Coding region: 45-332 (95 amino acids)
Source: RefSeq, a predicted model, not a curated record
UUGUAUCCUCUGCACAUGUGCUAACUACUUAGCCAGAAGCAGUGAUGGAAAGCACAAACAACGAGUUGCACUUCGUUUUCAUGAAUUAUGAUCCUGAAUAUGAGCGCCUUCGAUCCAGCAGAACGAAGAGGGGAGCGCAUGAACUUCAUUUGUACUUAAGCAAGAAGCACGAUGAUUUGUUGGCGAAUACCCUCGAACCUGGCAGCUACAAGAAAACUCUGUCAUUGGUCAUCGUUGACGGGUUCGCGGUAGAAAUCACUGAUGAUCAAGCAAAUGUGCUUAGAUCUGCUAAAGAUGUCAGGCUUGUGGAGAAAAAUCAAGAGCUUGCUUGAUGCUAAACAUGUCUGCAAUUCGUAGGUAGCACUAUUUAUUGCUCUCACAUAUAUAUAUAUAUAUAUAUAUAUAUAUAUAUAUAUGGCGUGUGCUGUUUUCAUCAUUGGAGGUAGAAGUUAGGGGAAAACAAGUACGAGAAGGCGUAGUAUAAGAUACUAGGGUUUUAUGAUGCAAGAUUGGGUGGAAGUGUUGAGCAUUGUAAGUGAUGAGCAGGCACUAAGGACUAGGAUAUUUCUCUUUGGAGCUAAUUUUACUGCCUGUCCUUCGGCCUUCUCCUACGGUGAAGUCUGUUCCUUUUAUUUUUUUUUUUUUGGGUGCUCUUGGUGUAAUUAUUAGAAAUCAUAACAUGAUAGUUAUCGUCUACAAUCUGGGAUCUGGAGCUCAUAUCUAA